GCCUGCACGGCAGGGAGUGUCCACGCAAGCAAAGUAUAAAAACCAACCAGUCCAGUGGUUACUUGGUCAUCAGCUCGAUCGGCCGAUGUUUUCCUCGAGUUGCACCGCAUGUCAACUCCGCCAUCAAUCGACCACCAAUGCGUGGCAUGCAUUUAUUUAGUCGCCCUGGUGCCCUGGGGAGCUUCUCGUGUGCCCAGUCUCGGCCGGAUCGGAUCACGCUGGCAGAGAGCCGAUCUGAUCUGAUCGUGUCAAUAGCUAGCAAGCUCUUCUUCUUCUUCUUCUUCUUCUUCUUCUUCCUUAGUUGGUUCCCAUACAGAUCCACCACAUACAACAAGAUUAGGUAGGUAGAUACUAGAUAGCUAGGAUGCAGCAGGGGGCAAGGGCAGCGGCAGGGGAGGACAGCAGCAGCAGCAGCGCGCACACGGUGAACGCGGCCGCCGUCCUUCUGGCCGCCGUCGCGCGGAGCAGCGACGGCCUACGCCCCCAGCUCCACCACCAUCUCCACGGCCACGACCACGACCCCUCCGCCGCCGCUACGAAAUGGCACCCGGACAAGUGCGGCGGCGGCUCGGAGGCCGCCAAGGCCAGGUUCCACAAGAUCCAGGCAGCAUACGCCGUUCUGUCGGACCCCAACAAGCGUAUCCUCUACGACGUCGGAGCCUACGACAGCGACGCCGACGACGAGGGUGCAGGAGACAUACUGGGAGACAUCCUAGAGGCCAUGAACCACACACCCCCACACGAGAAAAUCUAUAUCACAUCAAAGUAACAACCAAUCUGAUACACAUCAGUUAAUUUGACGGCGUCGCCGACCCGCCCCCGGCCGAGCCCAGGCACCUCGGCCGACGUGUCCCUCCGCGCGCCACCCCCGCUGUCCAGCCGGCGGCGCCGGCGCAGCAGCUGGUGUGGGUGCGCCGAGGCGAGGCUAGCUAGCCACUCCAAGCAUGGUCGCGUGAUCUCAAACGAUGCAAGUUGCUGCUACGCGUGUGGGCUCCUGCGCUCUGUUGGUUUGCUCACGUGAGCUUGAUUUAGUGGCUAGAAUUUGUAGUGAACUGAAGAUUCAGACAGAAUUAAUUCAGGUUGUGUGCUGUACUCCGGGUUGAUUAGAGAAAACGGCAGGGGAUAUUUGCAAAAGUGUGUGCGACGACUGGGCCAGCCACCUGGCUUCCACUUGUCGAGCUGUGAUUGGCCUGGGACUAAAACGUCACAUGAAGUGUAAGUUGAGGUAUGGUAGGGUUGAGUUUUGCAAGUUUGGGACUAAAAUGUCACAUACUGUG
This is a messenger RNA of Aegilops tauschii subsp. strangulata, 1277 nucleotides long. RefSeq lists its product as uncharacterized. NCBI's taxonomy places the organism in Eukaryota, Viridiplantae, Streptophyta, Magnoliopsida, Poales, Poaceae. The record is from RefSeq and is a predicted model, not a curated record.